Schistosoma margrebowiei is the source of this 1565-nucleotide messenger RNA. The record is from the annotation of a GenBank genome assembly. Lineage: Eukaryota; Metazoa; Platyhelminthes; Trematoda; Strigeidida; Schistosomatidae.
AUGUCAUGUGACAACAAUCCUACAAAUACUUUUGUUGGUUAUUCAACAAGAUCAACAUUAUUACUGAAUUCAUUCAAUUUUAAUAAAAAUCAUUUUAAAAAACAAACAUUUAAUAUUGAAUUAUGUCAUCAUUUAACAUUGAAUACAUUAUCACAUUAUUUAAAUAUUCAAUUAUUAUCUAUUACAGAAAUAUAUAAAUAUAUACCAAAAAUAAGUAUUAUCAUUAUUGCAUAUAAUGAAAAUCCAAUUAUUAUAAAAAAUACAUUACAAAGUAUAUUAAUGAAUACAACAUUAUUAUUAUUCAAUAAUAAUAUAAAAGAAAUUAUAUUAAUUGAUGAUUAUAGUAAUCCACCUAUAGAUGAUGAACAAAUUAGAACAUUAAACAAAAUUAUACGUGUAAUACGAAAUGAAAAUCGAGUGGGUUUAAUUAAAUCACGUAUGAAUGGUGCACGGAAUGCUACUGGUGAGAUACUAGUAUUUCUUGAUGCUCAUGUUGAAACAUUGGAAUAUUGGUUAGAACCGUUAGUUGUCCAAUUGAUAAGCUUAAGAAAACAACACCAACAAGAAAACCAUGGACAACCAAAUCUACCGAGUCAACAGGAUGAGAAAAGAACUUCAAAAUUACCAUAUGAUGUAAGACAUUUUAUUGUCAGUCCACUUAUCCUGUCAACAAUAGACAAAUCAGAUUAUGAUAAUAUUGAAGAUAAUUUAUAUUUAGGAGGUUUCACAUGGGAUUUAAUAUUUCGAUGGCAUCAUAUUAAUGAAAAUGUUACACCAUUAUCAAUCAAGUUUAAUAAAACUGAUGCAUAUCAUUUAAUUUAUCCAAUUAAAACACCAGCAUUAGCUGGUGGUUUAUUUGCUGUAUGGAAAGAUGAUUUUUUUAAUUAUGGUGGAUAUGAUGAAGAAAUGAAUAUAUGGGGUGGUGAAAAUAUUGAAUUAUCACUUAGAACAUGGAUGUGUCAUGGACAAAUUGAAAUCAUUCCAUGUAGUCGUGUUGGUCAUAUAUUUCAUAAUGAACAUCCAUAUACAUUUCCUUCGGGUAAAGAAUUUACUAUUCUACGUAAUCAUAAACGUACUGUAUUAGUUUGGUUUCAACAUGAUACUAAUUUAACAUUAGCUAGAAAAUAUCUUUCUUAUUAUUAUACAGUAUCACCAAUGUCCAAAAUAAUACCAGCUGGUGAUUUAAAAUCACGUAGAACUAUUCCUAAUUCAUUAAAUUGUCAUACAUUCACAUGGUAUUUAGAGAAUAUUUAUCCUUUACUUAAAGAAGAAGCUAAAAAUAUUGAAAUCAAUGAUGAUACUUAUUAUUUAACUGCUUUCGAUAGUUUAUAACUAACAGUCUUAUAUAGUAAUUUAAUUAUUAAUUGUAGAGUUUUUGUUGUUGAAAAGAUAAUACAAUGAAUAUAUCUCAGUGGAGAUCCAUUCAAAAGUGAAAACUUCAAUUCUUAUUUCAAUUAGUUUAAUUAUCAAUAGAUGUUUUUGUUUUCAGUGCGAAAUUUGUUUAUCUACUUUUUUUAUAUAACUGUAUAAAUAGAUAUUCAAUAUAAAGUGUAUAUUUUGUAUGA